GUAGUGACCCUCCGACUCGCUCCUCGGAGGUGAGCCUAUUCGAAUGGCUGAUAUUGACUGGACGCUCAUGGGCUGCAGUCUAGACAGGAGACCCGGGACCGGCUUCGGCGACUGGAAUCACGCCUGGAGCGUAUCGAUGGAUUCUUUCAGACGUUGGUGGAUCGCGCGCCACAAGACGCCAUGCUCUCCCCGCAGGCUCAACCGUUUCUACCAAGAAUAUCGCAGAGCCCGACAGAAGCAUUCAAGCCGACCCAAGGCAUCUCACAACCCCAGCUGUUCGACGCAUCUAGAUGCCCACGUCCACCGCCGGAAAUCUUGGCCCACCUGGUGAACGCAUAUGCAGAGAGAGUGCACGACCAGCCGCUGCCACUUUUCGACAAAGAGAAAUUGCACAUCCAGAUCAGACAAUUUCCCGAAUUUCUCCUGCACGCUUUCCUGGCGCUCACACUGCUCUUCGUAGAGCCCCAAUUCUACGGGGACGCCAGAACCGAAGCGAUUGAGCUGUACCUCCGCUCCGUUCGCCCAACGGUCAUCCAACUUGCGGCGGAGGGAAACCCUUCGGUUCCAGUACUGCAGGCGUUGUGCCUGCUCACAUUAAGUGACGUCGCUGCUGGCCGACACGCGCAAGUCUGGAUGGAUGUUGGCAUUGCUGCCAGGCUUGUCCUUUGUCUGUCACCGGCUGGAAUUGGGUUGGCUACAGACUCGUCCUCCACGCGUGACGACCAAACACGGUGUUGCUGGAGUGUGUAUAUUCUUGAAAGGGCUUUCGCCCCGGGCCCACUGUUGCUGGGAGUUAGCAGUCACCCGCUGGCUCAGCUGGGAUACCCUACCAGCCCACCGCGACCACGCUCGCUUGUAGCCAACGAUGAUGGCUCUGUGCCCACGGCCUUUGCUAGCAAUGCCGCGGACCUCGGGAUACACGCGUACUGUCUACAAGUCACCGAGCUCUGGUAUAAAGUACUGGGAUACCUGCGACAGCGCCUUGCCAAUCCGACCGAUGACCCGUGGCUCGUCUCAUCCCCCCAUCACACUUUGGUGGCGCAAUAUUACGAGUUCGAAACGGGGAUCUCGCAACUGCACCGCUAUCGGAACGUCGGCUUCCAUACCAUCACUCCCACCGAGCUCCUGCAGCACAAGGAGUACUGGACGGCGUGGCUGUAUUUGCAGAUGACCUUCCACGCUGGGCAGGCUCUGCUGCAUCAUCCCCUCUUUCAUAUCACCCAUGUGCGACGCGCGUCGUCCAAGUUUCAACCGCCGUCGUUUCUCCAACAGACGAUCGACCAGGCACUCCAGCACUCGGGCUGGCCUACGCGCUUAGUCCGAACAUGGGAACAGCAUGGCGUUGAAAUCAAUGAUCCUUUCUUAGGCCACCUGAUCGCGACAUGUGCUAGCAUCCACUGGAUGUUCCAGUUUGCGAGUGACAAAACCAUUGCAGACAGUGCCCGGCGGGACUUUGCGCAAUGUCAACGCUUUCUGACCGGGCUGAUGACUCGAUGGCCACAUAUCACUGGGAUGGUGAAGAAACUCGCGUACUUGCAGAGUCUGUCAGCGCAAGGCAUUGGGGCGAGUAGCAUUCCCCCUUUCAAAUGGUCGGCAAUGUGGGAUUUGUUGGAUCCGAACUCCCCGCAUAGCAGCGUCGAGGAGUCUCAUUUAGCUUUCGUGCCUGGUGGCCAACAGAUUGCCACCCAACACCUGGUGCCGUUACGAGAGUCGCCGGAGGAAGAUGUUCUGCCUCCGUCGGAGUGGACGAACAGCGACUUUUUCAGCCUGCUGGACGUGCCAUAUUUCGGGCAGAGUUCGUCGCAACUGCUGCCAGACUACCCCGGAGAGCUGUGAAUAGAGUCGGUAUAUUUAUUACGUACAGCAUGGAUUCUCUCCGCAUUUCCACCUUCCGGGCCGGUCAAAAGUGGGCACGGUCCGGGAGUGAGCCAGUGAAACCGUUCCCACCCGCCCGCCAAGCUUUCCAUGUGGCC
Molecule: messenger RNA, 1973 nt
Organism: Aspergillus homomorphus CBS 101889
Lineage: Eukaryota; Fungi; Ascomycota; Eurotiomycetes; Eurotiales; Aspergillaceae
Product: fungal specific transcription factor domain-containing protein
Exons: 5
Coding region: 181-1836 (551 amino acids)
Biological process (GO): DNA-templated transcription
Cellular component (GO): nucleus
Molecular function (GO): DNA binding; zinc ion binding
Source: RefSeq, a predicted model, not a curated record